CCUCUCCCUCCUUCUUUCCUUCCCUUUCUCCAUAGUUCCUUCUUUCUCUGUCUCUCUCUCUCUCUUUUGCCGUGAUCUCAGAAAUAAUGGCUUCCUCUUCUUCAGUGGAGGAUCACGCCCUCCUCCUGGGCUUAACCCUGUCCACCACUCACCACAACAACCGCAUCAUCACCCCCGCCGCCAAGCCCAACAACUCCGGCGUCGUCCACAGUACUUUCGAGCCUUCCCUCAGCCUCACCCUCCUCUCCGGCAACGGUGAUAACAUUGACCAGGUCUCCGCCCCCGCGGCGGCGAAGAACAGUCGCCAGGAGGCGUCGCCGCCCAACAGCGCGGUGUCGUCGUUCUCGGCGGCCAGCGGCGGCGGCGGCAGGAUGGUGAUGAAGAGGGAACGGGACGUCCUCAGCAGCACCGAUGAGAUGGAGACCGCGGAGAGGGUGGUCUCGUCUAGGGCCAGCGACGAGGACGACGACGGCGGCUCCACCGCCGCCCGGAAAAAGCUCCGCCUCACUAAAGACCAGUCCGCCCUGCUGGAGGAGAGCUUCAAGCAUCACUCCACUCUUAACCCUAAGCAAAAGCAAGCUCUGGCCAGGCAGUUAAAUCUACGGGCGAGGCAGGUUGAAGUUUGGUUCCAGAACAGGAGAGCCAGGACGAAACUGAAGCAGACGGAGGUGGAUUGUGAGUUGUUGAAGAAGUGCUGCGAGACGCUGACCGACGAGAACAGGAGGCUGCACAAGGAGCUUCAGGAACUCAAGGCUCUCAAAUCGUCACCACCGCAGCCGGCGGCGCCGCCCCAGUUUUACAUGCGCGUGCCGGCGGCCACUCUCUCGCUGUGCCCAUCCUGUGAAAGGAUCGGCGGCGGCCCCGCUGUUGCCGCCGCCGAAGCUCCCGUGGCCGGUGGCGCUGAUCACCAUCGCGGUGGUUCGAAUAGUAGUAGUAGCGCCUUCUCGAUGGCUCAAAAGCCCCAAUUCUUUAAUCCGUUCACGAACCCAUCUGCAGCGUGCUGAUUGGUCGGGGGAAGAAAACGGACGACAACAUCAGCAAAAAUACGAAAACCAAAAAAAAAAUGUUGUCUAGAUAUAGGUAAGAAGUUAUGAAAUAGGAUAGAAUUAUAGAUGAUUAUAUAUAAGAGAAGGAAGAAAAGAAAUUAAAGGAGAAGUACACUUUAAUUACCCCCACAAUCCCUCUGUUUUUGGUGAGGGGCAGCUGGUACAAGUGGUGGAAAAAAACGACUAAUUACUGUAAUUAACUUUUAGUUAUUUCUUACUAGAAGAAGAAGAUAAGGGUUAGACAGAAUAAUGGUAGAAGUUAUUGCUUUCUUUAUUUUUACACCUUAGUUACUCCUGCUUUCUGUACUUGCAAGUUUGUGCAUAUAUAUUUUGAGAAGAAAAGGGAUCUACAUAAAUGGAUGAUGAUCAUAGUUUUAUUGGUUGAGUUUGUAUCAUUCACUAUCCCUUUCGUUUUCGGCCAAGUUUAUUCGUACCAUUUAAUUUUUUUCCCUACUUGUUUCUCCAAUUAAAUCGAAAUUUUGGCAAGUACACCAUCAGAUUUUUUGGUAAAUGGAUGCGAAGAGAACCUUAUCCUCUAAUCACGGUUUUGGAGUUCAACGUUUGGAUCACUUGAAUCUCUUUUAGUCAAAACGUGAUCUGGGCAUGCAUCGAUGUCCGGCCACCUCAGCGAUACGCGUCGAGAAUGCAGACCAAUCGCUUUGCUCCUCAGCAAUGCGCGCACACACAGAUCUCGCUCGCACCCUCUCCAAACGCGAUGUGAGCCCAUUGACAAUACCCCAUAUCGCAUUUGGCAGAAGCGAUAGAACCCAAAAAUACAUGGAUUGUGUGAAAUUCUGUGCAGAACUAUUGUACUUCAUCAAUUUAGUUUAACAACUAGUGUAGUUAAGGAAAAUUCCCGGAAAUUACGCCCCCCAUAAGAUUGGUUUUGUUAUUAAUUACAAGGAGAUUGGUCAAAGUGGAUAUGCUGUUUUGAUGUGGAAUUCAUUUAUGUGAGUGUUGGGUUAAAAAAGUUAACUUUCUUGACAAACUAGACAAGAAGAUAUGACUAGGUAACUUGAUGAACUCGCUCGCUCACAUAAUUAAUUACAAUUUUUUAUUUAUUUAUCAGAAUUGUAUUUGAGUUUCCCCAUUGUUGACGGUGCUAAUCAUAAGUUGCCAAAUAUGAUUCCAAAAAGGGAGGGGGCGGCAGGGCAGUAGUACUACUAUGACCUGACUCAUCUCUUUGCUUUUUAUUUAUUUAUUUAUUAUUGGAGUCAUAAUUGAUAUUGUAUUUGUUGACCUUUUUAGGUCGCUAAUUUGGGUAAUAAUUGGAUGGAUGGCCAUCAUCCGCUUCUAGUCUCGUCUCGUCUCGUCAUCAAUUUGUAUUUAUUAUUGAUUUUAUUGGGAGGGUGGGUUCUGCCAUCAGCCACGUACGUAUGUGAAUAAUAUUAUUUCUCAAUUUUUUUUUAUUCUCCCACACGUACGUACCCUGUCCUGGCUUCUCACUCACGCUGGAGCUUAUCCUCUCUUCUCGUGCUUUUGCAUCACGCGAUAGGUACGCGUGAUAUUAAGCAGCAGCAGCAGCUGGUGCUUGCAGUUGCAGACUUUUCUGUUGGUAGUUUUCCCGUCAUGUAUGGUAUUGGUAUGGUUGGUUCUCCAACGAUAAAAAGAAGAAGGGGGGAAAAAUAAUGAUUGAAUGCAGGCACAAGUAAUAACUGAUAUUCAUAAUC
This is a messenger RNA of Linum trigynum, 2716 nucleotides long. NCBI's taxonomy places the organism in Eukaryota, Viridiplantae, Streptophyta, Magnoliopsida, Malpighiales, Linaceae. The record is from the annotation of a GenBank genome assembly.